CUCUCUAUGAUCACUUGCCUGUAUCCCCCCGUUAUUGGUGCAUCUGAUUUUCUAGAUCGUACCAGUUGCUUGGAUUCCUUACAUACAAGCCGUUGUCUGGUCCGUGCGCUAAGAUAGUGAUGAGUAGGUUGUCAUCGUCGACGAUCCGCCGAGCUGAUCCAGUCCAAAUUUUCUUUGGGGCAUACGGCGCAGCAGGGGGCACAACUACCUUGCUUGGAAGAUGCUUCUUUGUCUUACAUUAAAUUACUUGUGAAUCUGCACCUGAAAGGUCCUUGAGGCUCAGAACUUCCCUGAGUUUUAUAUGCGAUGUCCUUGGCGGAUGUCCCUUGGAAUCAUCCCGGUCUUUUGAAUCACCCUCUCCCUGCUAGGCAAAGCUCCACAACCAACUUAUAUCACCACCACUCUCCCCAUUCAUCAGCCUUUUUCGACCCCGGGUAUUCUCAUCCACCAAGUGCCGUGUAUCCUGGAAAUUCCGCUUUCUUCAACAUGAACACCCUCUCCACAGAAGAAAUGGAGCGGUUCCAGAAACUGUCCAACGAGUUUGAACCGGACAUCCAGGGCCCUCUAGUGUCAACAAAACAACCAAGCACUGCUAUCGCCAUGGAUUAUGCGAGUGCUGAUCCUACUUUUGUCGCAAAAACUAGCGCGCUUGCAGUAACCCACCCAUUCUCCCGUAUUAUGAAAGGGGAUGGCAACUGUGGCUGGAGAGCUGUCGCAUUCGGAUAUUUCGAGAAUCUUUUCAACCUGCGCGACCCGCUCCGACUGCGCCAUGAGCUGGACCGGAUCAAGUCGUUGAAUUCGCUCCUUGAUCAGGUCGGCCAGGAGGAAGCAUUAUAUGAAAUUUUCGUGGAUGCGACAGAAGAGCUCUUUAAUCAAAUAUCAGACGCGAUACAGAACGGCAUCCGCGAUGAUUCCUUUCUCGUAGACGCUUUCAACAACGAAUACAAUUCGAGUGCCAUCAUAACGCAUUUCAGGCUUCUGACAAGUGCAUGGAUGAAACUCAACCCUCACCGUUACCAAGCUUUUCUCUCGCUGCCCCUGGAGCAGUAUUGCGCAACCCGAAUCGACACGGUCAGGACGGAGAUUGACGAAGUCGGCCUCCAAGCUUUGGUUGACGGUGUGAUCGAGCGAGCUGGGUUCGCGGUUGAGAUCUUAUACCUCGACCGCAGCGAAGGCGAUGCAGUGACUCCUCACAUGUUGACUCCCUCCCGGCCAAACGUUGUGACCAUUCGUCUACUAUAUCGCCCGGGCCACUAUGAUUUGCUCUACCAAGCUGAUCCUACUGUGAAUAUGGAGCCUGUGGUCAAUUAUCAAUACGCGAUGACCUCUAACUACACCCCCUGGGACCAAGGUGCGCUCUCAUUCGACGUGAAUUCGAGUCUGAUGUCAAUCCCGAAUCUCAUGAUGGAUCCAACUUUUGGGCUUGGUCCUCCUCCGAUCCCUGCCGCACCGGCCAGUCCGUUCGAAAUCUCGUCGGCUCCAGAUGUCUAUCAACCUCCCAUGCACACCUCGCCGCCUGUCCCUGUGGCAUCUCCCCCACCUCCUCGGAUGUCAGCACCUCCACCGAUGAGCUCUUUACCCAGCCGCUCGUCCGACGGGCCACAGAUUCGGCUAAAUCCGCUGGUUAUGAAACCUAAUCUAAGCCAUUCUCUUCCGGUCACGACGCCAUUUAAAAACUCUCCCUAUAAUCAAGCUCAUUUCCAGAACCAAGACUUUGAGCCAAUUCAUUGGGAACCUAGUGAAUCUCGCAAAUGAUUCUCGAUUAUGUUCCUAAUUCUGAUACUUCAAUACCCCAAAUUCGGGUCGCUACGGAGCAUCACGUCCAAAUCUUU
Molecule: messenger RNA, 1832 nt
Organism: Aspergillus pseudonomiae
Lineage: Eukaryota; Fungi; Ascomycota; Eurotiomycetes; Eurotiales; Aspergillaceae
Product: OTU family ubiquitin thioesterase
Exons: 8
Coding region: 307-1755 (482 amino acids)
Biological process (GO): protein K48-linked deubiquitination
Cellular component (GO): nucleus
Molecular function (GO): ubiquitin binding; cysteine-type deubiquitinase activity
Source: RefSeq, a predicted model, not a curated record